AUGGCUUUCUCAACUUUUUUCACAAUUGCAGCUUUGAUUGUUUUGGCUGAAUCUUGCAGUGAUUCAGGAUCAAAGUAAGUUUUGAGCUAUCGUAAAUUCAAAAGUGUGAAAUAAUUUAUCAAAAAUUUUAGCUGUGCAAAUUGGGUUAAAAAUGGAUUCUGUAAAUCCGCAUAUUAUACUUAUGCUCAAAAAUAUUCAUAUUGUGCAAGUUCGUGUGGAUAUUGUUCAUCAACAACAACAUCAUCAUCUUCAACCUCUUGUUCUAAUUCAGCAUCAGCGUAAGUUUGAGAAUCCUUGAUGUGGACCAAAAAAAUUUUGGCAUUUUAUUGACAUUUUGAAAAUGUCCUUUGGAUCUCGCCAAAUUUUCGAGUAAGAUUGAAACAAAAUAAUUCAGAUGUUCAUCUUGGGCAGCAAAUGGUUUUUGCACAAGUACAUUCUAUACAACAGCUCAAAAAGCAGCAUAUUGUGCAAGUUCAUGUGGAUUAUGUUCAUCAACAACAACUGCAUCAUCUUCAACUUGUUCAGAUUCUGUAACAACGUAAUCUACAAAUUUUCUUUUUUUCUUCAAAAUAUCUAAAAUUAUUUCAGAUGUUCUGCAUGGAAUAACAAUGGUUUCUGUGCCAGUUCAUUCUAUACAACUGCUAUCAAAACUCAAUAUUGUCAAAAAACUUGUUCACUUUGUUCAGAAUCUGAUACAACUGCUGCUUCUGAUACUGAUACCACAACUGCAUAA
Molecule: messenger RNA, 733 nt
Organism: Caenorhabditis angaria
Lineage: Eukaryota; Metazoa; Nematoda; Chromadorea; Rhabditida; Rhabditidae
Source: the annotation of a GenBank genome assembly